Molecule: messenger RNA, 4394 nt
Organism: Esox lucius (northern pike)
Lineage: Eukaryota; Metazoa; Chordata; Actinopteri; Esociformes; Esocidae
Gene: arhgap18
Product: Rho GTPase activating protein 18
Exons: 15
Coding region: 134-2086 (650 amino acids)
Biological process (GO): regulation of actin filament polymerization; signal transduction; regulation of small GTPase mediated signal transduction
Cellular component (GO): cytoplasm
Molecular function (GO): GTPase activator activity
Source: RefSeq, a predicted model, not a curated record
UUAACCGCCACAUCUGAUCAUUUAAAACAAAUCUGCUCAUUGGAGAGACAGAAAUUCAAUCUCAAACCAAGCUCUCUUACCCCAGAGCGGUGUCAUAUUCUAAGUUCCCUGCUAACUUUAUCAAUAAUGCGGCAUGAAUCGCCAGGAGGGCGCCAAGGGAGUCAUCUUGACCGGGUAUUUUAGCAACAGUGAAGUUCUACCGCCCAACUCCGGUGUCAGUAGUGCGGACGAGAUCGGGUCUUCAUCGCUGAGCCGCAGGACAGGUCAAUACAGUGUCCAGGCCCGGGCCAAAAAUGCCUCAGGAAAGCCCCCAUACAACCGCUCUAACUCCCAGGACUCGCUGGAUGAGCUGGCCAUGGAUGACUACUGGAAGGAGGUGGAACACAUCACCCUUAGCGGAGAGGGAGAGCAGCUGGAGGAGGUGCAGCUGAAGGUGCCUGAUGAGGGGGAGCAGGAGGAGGCUUGGUUGAAGGAGGCGGGGCUGGAAACUCUGUUUGACAAGUCAGCGACAGACCCUGAGGACAUCAUGGUGCUGUUAUCGACGCUGACGCGCACGCAGGCGGCCGCCGUGGAGAAACGUGUGGAGACUCUGCACCAGACCCUCAGGAAGCGCAACAAGCAGCACCACGUACCUGAUGUCAGGGACAUUUUCAAACUCCCAGAUGGGGGGGGGUCAAAGGAGGAGGAAGCAGUUUCUACAGAGAGAAGUGAAAACAGAAAAAGAGAGAUUACAAAAGAUGGUCAGGCGCUGGAGCCCGCUGUGCAGCCUGAAACAGAGACAGACAUCAACCUAGAGGUGUCCUUCUCUGAUCAGGCGCUACGCUACAAGGAGGGUUCAAAGAGCAGUGGCGAGGCUGUGACUGAAGCAGACGACAAGCUACCUAACUUCAAACUGAGCCGAGACAAGACUGGGUUGACCAAGGUGGGAGACCUGUCCCCUCAGGACAUGAAGAAGGUGCACCGCUUGGUACUGAUAGAGAUGACCGCUUUGUUCGACACGGCAGGCAUUGACCUCAAGACCCAUAAAGCAGUCAAACUCAAGGUCAAAGAGUCGGGCCUGUUCGGGGUUCCUUUGGUCACCCUGUUGGAACAGGACCAGAGGAGACAGCCAGGGACCAAGGUACCAUUCAUACUGCAGAGGAUCAUCUCACGCAUAGAGGAAGAGGGUCUCGAAACCGAGGGUCUUCUACGGAUACCGGGAGCAACCACAAGAGUCAAGACGGUUUGUGAAGAGUUGGAAGGGAAGUUCUAUGAGGGCCUGUUCUCUUGGGAGAGUCUGAAGCAGCACGAUGCAGCCAGCCUGCUCAAGCUCUUCAUCAGGGAGCUACCUCACCCUCUGCUUACUGUGGAAUACCUCAGCGCCUUCAUUGCAGUGCUCAAAUUGCCUACUAAGAAGCAACAGUUGCAGGCUCUCAACUUGCUGGUUCUGCUACUUCCGGAGUCCAGCCGUGACACCCUGAAGGCGCUGAUGGAAUUCUUUCAGAGGGUCAUAGACCACAAGGAGCAGAACAAGAUGACCUUGAACAAUGUUGCUGUGGUGAUGGCUCCAAACAUCUUCAUGUUUAAAGGCUUCCGUAACAAGAUCAGCAAGCAGCAGGAAUUCUCAAUGGCCACAGAGACCGCUAACAUUGUCCGACUGCUUAUCAGAUACCAAAACUUGCUCUGGACGAUUCCUAAAUUUAUAAUGAACCAAGUCAGGAAACAGAACACGGAGAACCAGAAGAAAAUGAGCAAAGACCGCGCCAUGAGGAAACUUUUGAAGAAGAUGGCAUACGAGAAACAUGAAAAACCGGAGAAAGCCCCCACAGAGGCAUGUGGCAGUUCUCAGGGCUUCAUCAGGGUCCAGGCCCCUCAGUUCUCCAAAGUGUCCAUGGCCGUCCAGCUCACUGAGGACCUGCAGGCAUGUGAUGUCCUCACGCGCUUCCUCAGCCAGGACAGCUCUUUGUCGGUGAAAAGAGAGGAUCUGUGCCUUUAUGAAAUAGGAGGAAACAUCAAGGAGCGCUGCCUGGAUGAGGAGACCUAUAUGAAAGACCUGUUGGAGCUAAACCCCAGUGCUGAGUGGUUCAUCAAGUGUGUCCUCAGAUAACAUCGGACAGCUCUAACCCAGCCAGCCCCGUCUUAAAGGAGAAUGGAUGGAAAAAGGAAACAUCAGCUAACUGUUCACCAUGGAAUGCGAUCAGUGGAAAACUGGAGCCCAGGGACAGGUAUAACAGGUGUUUUCGAACAUGGUCAGGUAGAUGAGGGCUCUUCUUUGAUGCCUGGUGAUGUGUCCAAUCUCUGGGUACUACACUGCAUAGGAUAAAGCCUGAUUGACAUACAUGAUACGGAUGUCCAACUGUCUAUACUUCCAGUUUGUCAAUUAUGACUGAGAGCCACUGAACAAUAAACUCUGUUGAUGAUAACGAUAAGAGCAACUAACUGUACCGACAAGGUUCUGGACUAUGGACUUGGUUUAGUGUAAUGAUCAUUUCAGUAAAUGGCCAAAAACCAAGAAAAUAAAAACUGUUGGGAAGAUGUUUGUCAGACAGUGACAAUGUUUUUACAUUCAAAUCUAGACAUGUAAGCUCUAAGUUAAACACUAACAUAAUUUGCUUUGCUCUGUAGCUAAUUCUUCUCUUGUAAAUCCUCAUAAAUGUAAUGUGUGCCUCCUCUAACUUCAUGGGUUGGGGUUGACUAUUUUAAUUCCAGUUCAUUUGGGAAGUACAGAGACAGUUUUGUUUUUAUUCUGCAAAAAUCCUUAAUUGUUUUUGUAUAAAAUGUUUCCAAUAUUUCAUGGUCUCUAAUGUAUAGUUAUAACCUUACCUAAUUUCAAAGACACAGAACAGUCUUGGGAGAAAAUUCAGACGUAUGUCCUCCAUUUGAACUGGUCCCACUAGCCAUGCUGUUUCUUAUCACACUGAUGCCUUUUCCAAAAAGGUAAACUUGCAGACAACUAAACCGCCACAAAUCAUUUCUGGUGGGUCGGGUGACUGGAAGACGCCAGGCUAUGACGCCCCUGGCUAUGACAUUCCACCUGGGAGGCCAUUGAAAUUCCAAUUUGGUUUUCAUUCUGAAUUGACUGGAAUCAAAAGGAUAUGAACCCUGGUGUUCUAUUCUUCUGUUUAAGUAAUAUUCAUUGACUCACUCAGUUUCACCCAAAUACCGUCCAGCAGUGUCUGUAAUUUGCGAAGUCAGUGCUUGAUAUUGCAGAAUGACAGUACAAUACAAUUCCUCUAAGCUACUUUAAAUUCACUGUCAAAUCAAGUAUUAGUAUGAGUUGAAGUGAUAGGCACUAAAUCUAAAAGGUGUUUUCGCCCCAUUUUGCUAAAAGGCACUUAUUUUUAGGGUCCCUCCAUUGUAUAAUCCCUUCAUACUUCUGUCUGUUUCAUGCAGAACAUAUGUUGACAGAAUAUGACAGUGGACAGUGGAUGAGACAGGUAAUGAGAAUCAAAGAGAUCAUGUUAUGCAGAAUGAGAUACAGUACAGGGAGAAACCAUUAUUGUGAAAAACAUUUUCAUCAUGGCAAGGAAAUAACACAAAACUAACUAUUUGGAAAGCAGCCCUAAUGUAAGAAACAAACAUCAUUAUCAUCUGGAGUCACAUUCACUUAACUUUCCAACCUCAUUAUUUACUUAUGUAAUUACAUUAGUAAAUAAGGCGUGAAUAUAUAUAAAGUACCACGGCUUUUAGCCAAUCAGAUUUCAGGGUUUAAACCAUCCGGUUUAUUAUUCAUUAGAUUAUAUUGUUAUUGUGUUAUUAUAGCAUGCAAUUUCAUUUGUAUGCUAUUAUGCUAUUAAACUUGCAUGUUGUCUGUGCAUUAUUAAAUAGUGAACCAUGACUGAUCAAAAACAUUUUCCUGUGACUGAUCAAAAUCAAGAUCUGUAUUUCUCACUACCGGAGUAUCUUCAUAAUAUUGUGGUGUGAGGACCCUGGUAAUUCCUAGACUUACAGUAUGUGCACAGAUUCUAAAGGAUAGAAGAGUUUGGUUUGUGUUUUAAUUUCUUAGCUUCAUUUGUUUUUCAGACCACCUGUUCUAAACACUUUGGUCCUGUGGUCACGUUUCAGUUUACUUCCUGAAAUUAUUUUAAUGUAUUUGGUUGCACCAAUGUGGUCUCAAGAUGUGGUUCCUUAGUUUGCAUUUUUCUGGUCAGUUCCUGGUGAUAACGAACGUGUUCUCAAAAGGUACUUUUGGUACUUUCAAUUGAGAAUAACAUUUUGAAUAAUGCAAUAUAUGUCCAAACAUAAAAAUGUAGAAUGUAAAAAUUCUAGAUGACUGCACUGUAUGACAUGUCUUAAACUGUGGGAUAUUUCUAAGUUUACACAAUCCUUCGUGUUGUGCGUUAUACUGUGAAUAUGGUUCCAAAUAUUUUUUGUAAAAAACGAAUGUUUUGUAAAUAAAUACGUUAUUGUUCCAA